This is a messenger RNA of Scedosporium apiospermum, 3750 nucleotides long. RefSeq lists its product as uncharacterized. Gene Ontology annotation, biological process: positive regulation of GTPase activity; Ras protein signal transduction. Gene Ontology annotation, molecular function: guanyl-nucleotide exchange factor activity; protein binding. The transcript is spliced from 2 exons. The record is from RefSeq and is a predicted model, not a curated record. Bases 1 to 3750 code for a protein of 1249 amino acids. NCBI's taxonomy places the organism in Eukaryota, Fungi, Ascomycota, Sordariomycetes, Microascales, Microascaceae. Gene Ontology annotation, cellular component: plasma membrane.
AUGAACCUGUUGAGCGACCACCAACCGAUGAGGGCGAGCCUUCAGGUCGCCCCAUUAAGUAUUCAGAAGCUUUUGCCGAACUCGAAUACGGAACAAGCUCCUUACGAUGAGCAGAACCAAGCAGCAACCACGAACGAUCUAUAUACACAGUCCCAGAUGACGCCCCCGACGACGCCGAACUCCUCCCGGGAGGACCUUGUGGCCGAGACGACAUAUCCGGUCCCUCCUGUCUUCCACAACUUCCUCCGCGCCUUCUACCCGUUCCAUCCGAGCUAUGCCAUGAGUGACUCGAGCGUUACGCUUCCCUUGAAUGAAGGCGAUGUCAUCUUGGUACAUUCCAUACAUACCAAUGGCUGGGCUGAUGGCACCUUGCUUAUUAGUGGUGCGAGGGGUUGGCUGCCCACCAACUACUGCGAAUCCUACGACCCGGAGGAGAUGCGGAACCUUCUCAAGGCCCUCUUGAACUUCUGGGACUUGCUCCGCAGCACGGAUGUGAAUGACAACGAGAUAUUUGGCAACCAAGAAUUCAUGAAGGGCAUCAUUGCUGGCGUUCGGUAUCUCCUGGAACGGACACAUUCACUCACAAGAGAGGCGGCUAUCAUUCUCCGGAACGAAGGUCUAAGGAGAGGCAGGAAGUCGCUGCUAGCGGAACUAUCAUCUCUCGUAAAGACAGCGAAGCGUUUACAAGAAUGCCAGGGAGACCCGCUAACGACAGCGGAUGAUGUCAACAACCUAGUCGACGAGAUGAUAUUGAAAGCCUUCCGAAUCGUCACGAAGGGGGUGAGGUUCUUAGACAUUUUCGAGGAUGAUCGGCGGAUGAGACUCCCCACCAUGUCCAUCAUGGCGACAGUCAUUGAGGAGUCGCUGAUUCCUCCUACGCCCCCGGCCGACCAGGUCGCAUUUGACAACACCAGCGAAGCCGUGGCGACCGAGGAUGGCGCGUCCGUUACUGCGAGCACUGAGGCUCAGCCUGAUUCCACCCCUCAACCUGGUCUCCUGGACCCUUCCCAGGCAGUCGUCGGCAAGCGCACGUCCUCCUUGUUCUCACCUACUAGCACAGCAUCCCAUCGCCUAUCCCAAGGCAACCUCUCUGCCACCAAUCGUCUCUCCGCAAACAUCUCUCACAGGCUAUCUUUGUCUGGAUAUUCGCCUGUUACACGACCUCAGCAUCUAGUAUCCGAACAACUUAGCAAGACACACGAUACCCUUCUCUCUCAACUGGGCUCCUUUAUUGGACGUCUCCAUCUGCAAUCACAGUCUAAGGCGGAACUAGUCCGUGCUAUCAAGACCUCCGCGGCUUCCGGUGGCGAGCUCCUCGCCGUAGUCGACGUGAUUUGUGCCCACGACGCCAUAAGCGGCGAGAUGGUUGCUCCCAUUCGUGCUGGUCUAUUUGCCCGCAUCCAAGAACUAAUCCAAGCGGGUCAGGAUAUCAUUCUCCAGGCGGCCACCGAUGAUACCGAUAUCAUUAUGCCUGAGCAGACGACCAUGCUCUCCGCGGCUGCCACCGGCUGUGUCAAGGCAGCGGGUGAGUGCGUCGAGAGGACCAAUUCGGUCAUUGCCAGGAUCGGCGAUUUCGAAUGUGAAUUGGACGGCCAGACCGCGGGUAUUGACGUUAGCAUGCUAGACGCUAUUCCGGAGGAGCGUGAACGGGCACCCUCGGUGUCCCAGUCUGUGACACCUUCUCUCGUGGAUACCAUCGGCUCUGAUUCCGACACCAUUGCCGACUCAACGGCCACCUCGGAGGCUGUUCCUUCGGAGGUUGUCGUCUCCUCUUUGGAGCCUACCGAGAAGGCCCUCCCAAGACUGAAUAUUCUCCCACUUGACAAGCCGCUGCCUGAAGUUCCAGUUACAGCGAGCCCAAUUGAUCAAGACUUCCUCACCCAACCCAUGGACCCUGCUGCAGCUUCCCGACCAUCCACUGCCGACGAUGACAACGUGUCGAGCCUCGUCUCUUCUGUCUCGUCGCUAAGACCAAGUCUUCCCCCUCUCCCGAAACUGGCGACCACUCUGCUUCCUACUGAAGACUAUUCCGCAGAGGAGCGGAGUGCGGAAACGGAAUUCCAACCCUCUCCACGCUACGACAGUAUGACCGCGUCGAGCGCCGGAAGCACUAGCACGUACAUGAGCCGGGAUUCGGAGUCCAGUAUCAUUUCCCGCACCUCCACCCGAGCGACCACGCCCGACCACACCGUCGGACCACGCAGCCAACCAUCUAUAUCCGAGCUCAGCACAGCUGACAGUGCUCAGCACGCGGACGAGGUUGAUGUUGAAUCCAAGCUUCUAGAGAAGACGUACGCCCACGAGCUCAUGUUCAACAAGGAAGGGCAAGUUACCGGCGGCACCCUUCCCGCCCUUGUAGAGAGGUUGACGACGCACGAGUCGACUCCCGACGCCUUGUUCGUGUCGACGUUCUACCUCACGUUCCGCCUAUUCUGCACACCCCGAGAGCUGGCCGAAGCGUUGAUCGAUCGAUUCGACUAUGUUGGCGAAGCCCCCCACAUGGCUGGACCCGUCCGUCUUCGUGUCUACAAUGUGUUCAAGGGUUGGCUCGAAUCUCACUGGAGGGACGAGACCGACCGCGAAGCUCUUGCCCUCAUCGUUCCCUUUACCGACCAGAAGCUCGGGUCUGUGAUUCCUUCAGCUGGCCGCCGCCUUGCCGAACUCGCCGACCGCGUUUCUAGUGAGGGCUCUCUCGUUCCCCGCCUCGUCUCGUCGAUGGGCAAGACCAACACGUCGAUUGCCCAGUACAUACCUGCGGACACGCCGCUACCUACGCCAAUCAUCUCGCGGAGCCAACUCAAUGCUCUCCACACUUGGAGGACAGGAGGGGCCAGCCCGUCCAUCCUUGACUUCGACCCUCUCGAACUGGCUCGUCAGCUAACCAUCAAGCAAAUGAACAUCUUUUGCAAUGUCAUGCCCGAGGAGCUUCUUGCAUCGCAGUGGAUGAAGAACGGCGGCGUCGACGCGCCCAAUGUCAAGGCCAUGUCGUCUUUGUCUACCGAUCUCUCUAACCUCGUUGCCGAAACGAUUCUUCAAUACUCGGAAGUUAAGAAACGAGCAGCCAUCAUUAAGCAGUGGAUCAAGAUUGCUCACCAGUGCUACGAACUCCACAACUACGAUGGUCUGAUGGCCAUCAUCUGCAGUCUCAACAGUAGCAUAAUCAGUCGCCUCCAAAAGACGUGGGAUGCCGUCUCUCCCAGACGCCGUGAGAUGCUCCGGACUCUUCAGGCUCUUGUCGAGCCAUCCCAAAACCACAAGCUACUCCGCGCCAGACUUCAUGACCACGUGCCUCCUUGCCUCCCCUUCCUCGGCAUGUAUCUCACUGAUCUUACCUUUGUCGACAUUGGCAAUGCUGCCACGAAGCAGCUCCAUGCCCUUGGCCAUGAAGGAGACGAGGAAGCUGGCGGCAUCACGGUUGUGAAUUUUGAUAAGCAUACCCGAACUGCCAAGAUUAUUAGCGAGCUUCAACGCUUCCAAAUACCAUACAGGCUCAGCGAGGUUCCCGAGAUCCAGGAAUGGAUGAGCGCCCAGAUCUCACGGGUUCGCCUGAAUGAUCCAGGCAAUGUCCAGGUAACAUACUACCGAAAGAGUCUACUCCUCGAGCCGCGGGAGCUCUCUUCUCGCGCCAACUCGGAUGCCGCCUCCACCCUCGGCAGCAUUUCAACAACGACCUCGCAACGCGGCGCCGACCUGUUCUCGUGGAUGUCCAGGGACCGUCAGCAGAACGGAUCUACUGCGACGCAUACUUAG